This is a messenger RNA of Tarenaya hassleriana, 747 nucleotides long. RefSeq names its product glycine-rich RNA-binding protein 2, mitochondrial. The record is from RefSeq and is a predicted model, not a curated record. The coding region runs from base 123 to 560 and encodes 145 amino acids. The transcript is spliced from 5 exons. Lineage: Eukaryota; Viridiplantae; Streptophyta; Magnoliopsida; Brassicales; Cleomaceae. Gene Ontology annotation, molecular function: RNA binding.
UGGCCUAUAAAACCCUAAAACCCUAAUCAUCUGUUCUCGUUUUCUUCUGUCGCCUCUUUCCUCUCCUGGGUCCAUCUCAAAACCCUAAUUUCUACAUUUCUCUUCGCCGAGAGACAUCUGCCAUGGCUUUCUGCAAUAAACUCGGCGGUCUUCUGAGGAACACAGUUUCCCACAACGCGCAGGCUCCCGUGUCAUCUAUGCUUGGCUCUCUCCGCUACAUGUCUACGAAGCUUUUCGUCGGAGGUCUGUCUUGGGGAACUGAUGAUCAGUCCUUGAGGGAUGCGUUUUCUACCUACGGUGAAAUCACUGAUGCGAGAGUCAUCGUGGAUAGAGACAGUGGGAGAUCGAGGGGUUUCGGGUUCGUCAACUUCAGCAGCGAGGAAUCUGCGACCGCUGCCAUGUCGGGUAUGGACGGCCAGGAGUUGCAUGGUCGUAACAUUCGAGUGAGCGCUGCUAACGAAAGACCCAGUGGCCCUCGAUCUUUCGGUGGUGGCUACGGAGGUGGCGGCUAUGGAGGUGGCGGCUAUGGCGAUGCUGCUGGUGGAAGUGGUGGAUAUUAAGCGAUGACGGCGAAUAUCUAUCUUACCCUUUUAUCGAUGGUCGAAGUUCUAUUUUUUAGAUUAGUCGGUUUUCUGGAAUUUAAUAUUGUGUGUUUAUGACAAUCCCGAAUGGAUUGUACGAACUCAGGUACCUGAUUUGCUGCCCCUGUCCUUACAGAUUUCGUUGAAUCAUUUUUGUUCGUUCAUA